AUGUCUCCAGGAAUACUCACUCCAAACCGCACCUUCACUCUGACGGAGAUGGAGAAGACACCAAAGGACAAACACAACUUCGGAGCCGUCGUCACCGGACUCGAUUUGGAUGACAUCAGCGAUGCCGAUAUCAAAGCCCUGCACGAUGCCAUCUGGACACACAAAGUCCUCGUCGUCAAAGGGCAGAAGCACAUCCACCCCAUCAAGCAGUGGGACCUCGUCACCAGACUCGACCCCGACGCGCCGCUCGUCCACGGCCACGGCGACAUGAAGACCUUCAACGAAAAAGGCGGCCUCCUCUCCAGAGGCCGCGAAGUCCUCGCCAUCCCCGGCGCAGAAAACGUCCGCGUAAUCGGCAAAGGCUUCCAGGGCGAAAACCACUACGGCCUCCUCAACAAGACCCUCACCCGCACGCCCUCGCACGACUUCCACACCCUGCCCCUCUCAGAAGCAGACUUCGAGGCGGGCCACACGCGCUUCCAGCGCUGGCACAUCGACGCCGCGCUCUACGACCGCGAGCCCGCGUGGUUCACGACGCUGCGCUGCAUCACGCGCCCGACUGGGCCCGAGGUCACGGUCCACUGGGACGACGGCAGCGGGCGCAGCAUGACCGUAGAGCCGGGGCUGACUGCGUUUUUCAGCAAUGUGCAGAUGUACGAGCUAAUGAGCGACGAGGAGAAGAAGGUUGCGGACCACUCGUGGGUGGAGUAUGCGCCGCACCCGUACCAGUGGAUGGGGAACUGCAAGGGCAAUGCGAAUGGGCUGGGGCUGGUGAGUCAGGGGAAGGAGAUGAGGGAAGAGGAGCUGGGGGAGUGGGAUGAGCAGGCUGUGAAGCGGUAUCCUAUGGUGUGGGUGAACCCCGUCACUGGAGAGAAGGCGUUUAUGGUGCAUGGGAUAUGUGUGCGGCGUAUGUUCCUGCGGUCGAGUGUCGAUGAGGAGCCGACUGUGGUGGAUGAUGUAGUGAAGAUCCGAGAGUGGCUGAAGGUGAUUCAAGAACGGGUGCUGAAGCCGGAGUACAUCUUGCUGCCCAAGGCCGAAGAGGGAGACAUCAUCAUGUGGGCCAACUUUCAGAUGUUCCAUACCGCGAUAGACUAUCACUCGAAGCUGGGACCGAGGACGAUGCAUCAGGCCAAUGUCGGAGCAAGCGUCGGACCUGUCGGACCGGUGCCCAUUCCCGCAGCUAGCUGA
Colletotrichum chrysophilum is the source of this 1188-nucleotide messenger RNA. RefSeq lists its product as uncharacterized. Lineage: Eukaryota; Fungi; Ascomycota; Sordariomycetes; Glomerellales; Glomerellaceae. The transcript has 3 exons. Gene Ontology annotation, molecular function: oxidoreductase activity. Bases 1 to 1188 code for a protein of 395 amino acids. The record is from RefSeq and is a predicted model, not a curated record.